Cylindrotheca closterium is the source of this 420-nucleotide messenger RNA. The record is from the annotation of a GenBank genome assembly. NCBI's taxonomy places the organism in Eukaryota, Bacillariophyta, Bacillariophyceae, Bacillariales, Bacillariaceae.
AUGAGCACAGGUGGACGACGAAACACAGAGUCACAGUCUGUCUACACCAGGCAAGCUUCAAUUCUGCGCCGUAAUCUGGCUGAUUGGGAUGGAAUAUUGAGAAACCCCAGAGGAGAAGAUUGGCCUCGAAUGCUUGGGCGUCUCAAUGCGGCGUUGAAUCAAAGUUCGAAUAUGGACAAGUGUAUUGAGGACGUCAUGGAACAUUUCGUCUAUCAACCAAAACAAAGUACAGCCAACGCCCAAGACAUUCCGUUCUUUCUGUCAACCCGACUCGAGACAUCAACACCAGAAGAUGCGGUAAAGGAAGACGACGACGCAGGGUUAGUGAUCCAGGGGGAUCCUGCUCAAAUGUUGGCGACAUACGAGAAUCGUGCUGCAGCGUUGGCGCAAGAAUACGAAGAUGAGAUGGUUAGAUUCUAA